AUGAGAGCUGUCGUAGAGUCCAUCAUAGCCACCUUCGAGAGCGGUAGUAAGCUCCUUCGAACAUAUCCUACUGCCCCUGCUAAUCCUCUAUCAAUACCAUCCUCACCAUUACCAACCAAGCCAGCUUGGCAUAUGCAGCAACAUGGACCCGUUGAAGCUCUGCCAGAACGGAUACAUCAGCACCGCCUCCGUACUACUACCACUCCUCAGCAGCAGUAUCUCCUUGCCCAACCACCACUUACUCUCGGACAACUUCACUUUCCAGCUCUCUCGAGUGAAGCACAACGGCUCAACGAUCAGCACCACGCCUACCGACGAGCCUGCAACGACCACUUGCUCCAUCCUGACCUUCAGACCCAUCGCUUUCGCAAGAUCCUCGACGUGGGCUGUGGUACCGGUAUCUGGCUCAGGGACUUCGCCAGCUCCUCUUUCAUACAGAGGCCUCGCAGUAUGCAGCUCCAUGGAUGCGAUCUGGACACCAGGAUGGCUCGUAUGAUGCCAUCUGAUGGAUUCACCGCUACUCCCCGAGUCUUCAAGCAUGACAUCACGGCAAGCGCUUCCAGCGUCAAGAGUCAAGGGCAUGGUGUCGGACUCGCUGGCUCCUACGAUCUGGUGCACGCUCGACUGCUGGUCUUUGCACUGAAGAAGGGAGAGGCUGGCUGGCAGAAGGCCGUGAGGAACAUGGCAGCGUUCCUGAAGCCCGGCGGCAUCCUGCACCUGUCAGACCUCAAUGCUGUAGGCUACUCGUACGGCUCGACGAUCUCUGGACGUCCCUCGAGCAACAUCGGAGCCCUCAACCGCAUUUCUCGGCGAGCCCUAUCCUUCGUCAACAACGAUCUGUACGCUGGUGACCACCUCGAGACAUACUUGGCCGGCGCGAAUCUCCGUAACGUCGCCUCUCAGCGGUUCUGCAUUCCAUUUGGCAGAGCAGCAAAGGAUCAAGGGUGGAGCGACGUGGAAAUUGAGCGAGGAGACCAGACGGCACUCAAAGCAUUUGUAGGACUGAAGAGACCCUUUCUUGCCGCUGGCGGUGACCCAGGCCCCAACGGCAUCGGUAUCACUUCCGACGACUUCGAUGCCUUCUUGAUCAGGCUCGAGGAUGAGAUUCGAGACGAAGGUAUGCUACUCGAAUUUGUAAUGGCCUACGGACAGAAGUCAUGA
Messenger RNA from Microstroma glucosiphilum, 1161 nucleotides. RefSeq lists its product as hypothetical. The record is from RefSeq and is a predicted model, not a curated record. The transcript has 4 exons. The coding region runs from base 1 to 1161 and encodes 386 amino acids. NCBI's taxonomy places the organism in Eukaryota, Fungi, Basidiomycota, Exobasidiomycetes, Microstromatales, Microstromataceae.